Mus musculus (house mouse) is the source of this 930-nucleotide messenger RNA. It is a transcript of the gene Or1j11, whose product is annotated as olfactory receptor family 1 subfamily E member 1. Gene Ontology annotation, biological process: signal transduction; G protein-coupled receptor signaling pathway; detection of chemical stimulus involved in sensory perception of smell. NCBI's taxonomy places the organism in Eukaryota, Metazoa, Chordata, Mammalia, Rodentia, Muridae. Gene Ontology annotation, molecular function: olfactory receptor activity; G protein-coupled receptor activity. Gene Ontology annotation, cellular component: membrane; plasma membrane. Bases 1 to 930 code for a protein of 309 amino acids. The record is from RefSeq and is marked provisional. The transcript has a single exon.
AUGAGGAUGGAUAAUGACAGCGCUCUGUCUGAGUUCAUCCUCCUGGGGCUCCCCAUUCGAGCAGAAGACCAAGCUUUGUACUCUGUCCUGAUCCUGGCCAUGUACCUGACAACUGUGCUGGGGAACCUGCUCAUCAUCCUACUCAUCAGGCUGGACUCUCACCUCCACACCCCCAUGUACUUCUUCCUCAGCCACUUGGCCUUCACAGACAUCUCUUUUUCAUCAGUCACAGCUCCUAAGAUGCUCGUGAAUAUGCUGACACACAGUAAGUCCAUCCCAUAUACAGGGUGUGUUUCCCAGGUGUAUUUUUUCACUGUUUUUGCAAGCAUUGAUAGCUUUCUUCUAACAUCCAUGGCAUAUGACAGGUAUGUGGCCAUCUGCCAUCCUCUGCAUUAUAACAUCAUCAUGAAUCUGAGGCUCUGUGUUCUUCUAGUAGUAAUAUCAUGGGCCUUAUCUUUAACCAAUGCUCUUGCGCACACCCUUCUCUUGGCUCGCCUAUCUCACUUUAGAAACAAUACCAUCCCCCACUAUUUCUGUGACCUCUCUACCUUGCUGAAGCUGUCUAGCUCAGACACCACCAUCAAUGAGCUGGUCAUCUUUGUUUUAGGUAAUGUGGUCAUUACCCUGCCAUUCAUAUGCAUUCUGGUUUCUUAUGGCUACAUUGGUGUCACCAUUCUGAAAACUCCCUCCAUCAAGGGAAUCCACAAAGCCUUGUCCACGUGUGGCUCUCACCUCUGUGUGGUAUCCUUGUACUAUGGGGCCAUCAUUGGACUAUAUUUUGUCCCCUCAUCUAAUAACACUAAUGACAAAGAUGUCAUUGUGGCUGUGAUGUACACUGUGGUCAUACCCAUGCUGAAUCCCUUUAUUUAUAGUCUGAGGAAUCGGGAUAUGAAAAGAACACUGAGAAAUAUCCUCAGCAGAACAAAAUGA